GGUUGAUGCCGCAAACUCUAACAUAGAAUCCAUAAGGAAUGUGUGAUUCUUGCAUGUCUUAAAGAGGGGAAAAGCAAGAUAAAAUACUUUGUCAGAUUUUUUAUUAGUAUAAAACAGGUUUCAGACUUACAUGGUUUAAAAUGUUUCCUAAUGUGAUUUCGCCUUCACAGUUGUAUCAAACAUAUCUUCGUUCAGCUGCCAAUUUGGACGCCCAAGGACUUGGUCAACCAGGACCCUCUGCAUCGUUUCUUGUUGAAAAUUUACUUCGUGAGAGAGGUCACUCAUUGCUCUCUCGCCAGUUUCCCUUGGGGAGACCCGUUCUUCCCCCACAACCGAAGUCUCCUGCCGACGGUACGCGACAAAGUCCCUCAGCAUCGUCGUUCCUGAAAUUCGGAGUUAAUGCAAUUCUAGGAUCUUCUGAUGACGAAAAUGUACAAAAGCAUGUGGAGGAGGCAUGCUCUUCAACACUGACUACCCCUCCCUCGUCCCUCCCCGGACUCCCAGCUUCCUACCUAAAGACAUGUGGAACAGGGUUUGUGGGACAGGGGUUGCCGCACCCUACCGCCUAUUUUCCGCGCCACCCUUUCUAUGAUCCACAUCUGAAUGGAAUGAUGAGGCAUCCAUAUUUUACAAAUUCCCCACUUUUACCGGUUCCAAAUGCGUUUACGUUUCUUAGCAGUAUGCGGGGAAAACCAAGAAGGGGGAUGUUAAGGCGAGCCGUCUUCUCAGACAUGCAGAGAAAAGGUUUGGAAAAGAUGUUCCAAAAACAGAAAUAUAUCAGCAAACCGGACAGGAAAAAAUUAGCGGCCAAACUAGGUUUAAAAGAUUCGCAAGUCAAAAUUUGGUUCCAAAAUAGAAGAAUGAAAUGGAGGAAUUCAAAAGAGCGGGAGAUGCUAUCAGGAGGUGGCUCACGUGAUAGUUCUUUACCGAGCAAAUCAAAUUCCAACAACGACGAUGACGUCAUCAAUAAAGAUGGUCAUAUUGCUUGCAAACAAUUAGAGUGCACACAGACUAGAGCACCUGAAGAAAACAUUGAAAAAACAAUUCAUAUUUCACAAUCACGUGACCUCAGAGAUGUGGCGUUUGAUUCAGAACAACCAAUGGAUGAUGCCGUUACAAGUAGUUCUGAGAGUGAUGAUGAAAUUGAUGUAUCAUGAUGUAUUAAUUUCUAAAGAUUCAAAAACAAAUUAAUUUGCUUUGAAUAAAAAUAAUAAGUGUUGAAAUAUUUUAAUACCUGCAUAAUUAUUUGUGACAUAAAGGGGUAGCCUUUUUCUUGUUUUGUGGCAAGAAUUUGUUGAUUCUUGGAUGAGUUUGAUGAAUUAUACACGUCCACAUACUUGUCUCUCUUUUUGCUGUAACAUCUGCAGUAAUGACUGAAUGUCAUGUACAUUACAGAUAUUUAUUUUAAAGGUGCAAUAUUUGCUGCAAAUGUCUUACUUGAUCUUUAUAUCUGUGGACUCUUUAUUGUACUAA
Messenger RNA from Saccostrea echinata, 1473 nucleotides. RefSeq names its product homeobox protein DBX1-B-like. The coding region runs from base 141 to 1157 and encodes 338 amino acids. Gene Ontology annotation, molecular function: DNA-binding transcription factor activity, RNA polymerase II-specific; DNA binding. The transcript has 4 exons. Gene Ontology annotation, biological process: regulation of transcription by RNA polymerase II. NCBI's taxonomy places the organism in Eukaryota, Metazoa, Mollusca, Bivalvia, Ostreida, Ostreidae. The record is from RefSeq and is a predicted model, not a curated record.